GUAAUACAUGAUGGACGUUGCUAUUCGACGGAUAUAAGACCCCCGUCGAUAAUGCACGAUGUAAUGUUGGCCCAUGUGCCUGUCUGCUUGUCAAUCAGCUGACAAACCAAUGCCAACCGCAUCGCGCUGCUCUGUAAAUAGGCUAGCCGCUGCCAUUAGCUUCGACUACUGCUUACGGCCAGCUGUAUAAAGAUUCGCGUUGUCCCCCAAUUUGGGUUCCAAUGGUUUUACGCUCAAGAGUUUGAGAGAUACUCGUAUCUUGUAGCUUUAAAAGAGGAAAUCAAUAUGUCUGCUUACCCCACUAUCGAAGGUGAAGUCUCGUUUGAGGCGCCUAACAGCGGUAGGCCUUGCAAAACGUGGUAUAAAAUCGUCGGAGACCUCGAGAAGUCCACAUCUCUCCCCCUCGUAGCCCUUCACGGGGGUCCCGGAGCGGGCCACGAGUACCUUACCUCGUUUACUGACCUUAUCGACCAAUACAAUGUCCCUAUUGUAUUCUACGAUCAAAUCGGUUGCGGGCACUCUACACACUUGAAGGAUAAAAUAAAGGACGAAUCCUUCUGGACCUUCGACCUAUUCAUCGCCGAGCUCGAUAAUCUGAUCGACCACCUACAACUCCGCACGAAAGGCUUUUAUCUUUUAGGUCAAAGCUGGGGUGGUAUGCUUGCUGGGAUGUAUGCUGCGCGUCGGCCGGAAGGGUUGAAGAAGCUCGUAUUAUGCGGCGCUCCUGCUAGCUUCCCGCUGUUCGUCGAAGGGGGCAAGCAAUUGCGCGCGCAGCUACCGGAAGAUGUCCGAAAGACGUUGGAUGAAGGCGACCGGACCGGAAACUUCGAAACGGAUGAGUAUGAGCAGGCUAGCAUGGUCUUUUACAAGAACUAUGUAUGUCGAGUCGAUCCGAUGCCGGAACCAGUGCAGCAGGCAUUCGCGAAUUUGAAGGAAGACCCCACUACCUACCUCACCAUGCAAGGUCCCUCUGAGAUUGUGGUUACCGGUAACCUUAGGGACUGGGAUGGGACGGAGGAAGCGAAGAAUAUCAAUGUGGAUACUCUGCUUUUGAAUGGACAAUACGAUGAGGUCUCUGAACUAUGUGUUGAGCCUUGGUUCCGGUCCAUUCCCCGGGUUAAAUGGAUCGUGUUGGAGAACUCAAGUCACAUGGGUCACUGGGAAGUGCGCGAGAGGUUCAUGAAGUUGGUAGGGACUUUCAUCACGUCUUAUUGACUUUGGGAUCAGAACGUAGCGAUGAAACCCGCAGCAGAAAACAUUAUUAUCUCAAUUCUGAACGAGCGGAUGUCUGUCUAAUCUUAAGACUAGUAGGCCUUCAACUUCUUAUCUUCCUCCAACACUCGGCAUACUUCAAUUAUAAGUGAAUCAAUGUAGAUUCCUUACAUAUCCAUUUGACGUCCCGGAAGCUUCGUGAGCCCUAUCAAAUAAGUCGUUAGUUCAUACUUUCCAGUAGUACAUCUUGAUGACAGGAAUAACUUACAGCCGUCAAUGUCCUC
Molecule: messenger RNA, 1496 nt
Organism: Annulohypoxylon maeteangense
Lineage: Eukaryota; Fungi; Ascomycota; Sordariomycetes; Xylariales; Hypoxylaceae
Product: Alpha/Beta hydrolase protein
Exons: 2
Coding region: 286-1215 (309 amino acids)
Biological process (GO): proteolysis
Molecular function (GO): peptidase activity
Source: RefSeq, a predicted model, not a curated record